AUGGAGUACCACUUCGUUCCUCCGGAGGAGCGCGCCAGAGACGAGAAGGGUAACCUCCUACCCUGGGGCUACGUUUACAAAGAUGAAUCUCGGAACCCUCGUCGACCCCCCGAAGAAUCUGGCCCAUUUGGCAAGCGCAGAAACGCCCGCUAUGAACAUACCCGAUCUCGCACACGCACCGGCACACCGGCAGCAAAGCGCGAAAACCCCAAUGUAGCAGAAUUCGGGCGUCUAUUUGCCCAACAACAAGAAGAGGAGAAAGCGCGCAGCAACACCCUGCCCAAGUCAUCCUCCGCUUCCAACCUCGACAACGCCCGGAAGCAGCAGACAGAGAAAGUCGCAACCGAGUGCAUACUAUACGGUUACAAGAGCAAGGAUUUCGAAUGGAAAGUGAUAGACAAGUACGAGCGGAUCUCUCGCGGGUUCAUCUGUGAGGACUAUCCGCGGACCGACCCCAAUGCUUUGAACGGGUAUUCGCAGCUCCUGAGCGGCGGUGAUGUGGUCAUCCGGGCGAACUUAUCAGCGGACGCGAAUCGCAAAUCGAAGCGCUAUGCGGGCGGAUUUCACUGGAUUAAAGUCACAUUUGAUUCGACGACAGCCGCCGAUCGCGCGUGCUUCUACUCUCCGCAGGAAAUCGAUGGCCAUUUGGUCUUUUGUGAGCUGUAUCAUGGCCAGGGACCUGCGGAGGAUGCCCCUAUCGUACAAGGAUCUACCGAGGCAACUCGUCUCCAGUCGAAGGCGGCGCCUCGCACUUUGACUUCGUCGCAUUCGACGAGUUUCCUCCAACCGAAGGACACAGCCACCAAGGAACGCCAUACACUACCGAGAUCUUUCGCCUCGAAUAACCUGUCCAGUAUCCUCGACGCCCAUGAAGAAGAAUCCCAGGAAUCAUCAUCGACCCCCACCGCUAGCUCCGCAACAGCCACCGCCAUCGAGCAACCAGCACCCCUGCAGCAGCGCACAGUCGCCAAGGAGCCCAAGCCCGAAUCAGACUUCAUGACGCAUAUCCCGACGGUGCGUCGGACGAAGCUCCGACCCAUUACAGAAGCCCUUCCACCUCAGCCUACGGUCACAGAGCGAGUGCUGCGCUCCAUCCCUAUUCUCAGCUGGUUCACAGGUGACAUUGUGGGCGAUGGACCUCAACUCCGCGAAGACGGGGCAUUCGAUUUCGACAAGUCGAACACCUACUGGAAAUUCUGGUACAUGGUCGAUAGAGUCCUGGGGACAGAUAUCUGCGGACUGAAGGAGGAGUCAUGA
This is a messenger RNA of Aspergillus luchuensis, 1257 nucleotides long. RefSeq lists its product as uncharacterized. The transcript is spliced from 2 exons. Lineage: Eukaryota; Fungi; Ascomycota; Eurotiomycetes; Eurotiales; Aspergillaceae. Bases 1 to 1257 code for a protein of 418 amino acids. The record is from RefSeq and is a predicted model, not a curated record.